AUGAACUUCACGACUAGCCUGCUCAGGUCUCCUAUCAAACGGUACCGGGACUCGCUUCGAAAGGCUGGACCUAAGGUGGUGUGGAGUCCAUCAUUGUUGUACUCGGCCGCAUUCUUUGCCGGGACGGCCAUUCCAGCCACGUGGGAUCAAGGCUCCGCAUCCGUUCUGCCCUCCUUGCCGGGAUUUCAAGAGCAGUUUGGGAUCAGCUCUGGCUCCAGCGGGAGCCAACUGAGAAACUUCAUAUCUCUCAUCUACAUCGGAUACGCUGUUGGCGCGGCCUUGUCCUUCCCUGUCAACGACUGGAUGGGUCGCCGCGCAUCUUUCCGGAUCUAUUCCUCGAUCUACAUUGUUGGGCAGCUUAUCGCGAUCCUCGCACCAAACAAGGCUGCCAUGUACGCAUCUCGUAUUGUCGUGGGUAUAGGAAUCGGAUCACUGGCAAAUUUGGGACCGCUCUCUAUCGCAGAAAUAGCCCCUCCUGAGAUGCGAGGCCUCCUCAGCGCCUGGUUUGGCAUCGCCAUGAGUCUUUCUCUCGUUGUGUCUACGUUCAUGACUUAUGGCAUCUAUCUGCAUCUGCCUCCAAGCCGACUACAGUAUCAACUGGUCUGGAUUGUACCAUGCGUGUUCAUAUUUCUGUGUUGCAUUGCCAGCUUUUUUGUUUGCGAAUCUCCCCGUUGGCUGGAGCUGGCAGAUCGUUCAGAAGAUGCCUUAUCUACACUGGUUCGUCUUCGUCGACUGCCGUUCGACCACGAGCGGGUGCAGGCAGAAUAUCAGCAAAUCCGAUCGGCCGUUCAGGAGGAGAGAGUCGCUUUCCAUGGUUUCCGCUCCGUCUCGGGCCUUGGAAGGCUCAAUUCGACCGUUCGGGAAUUGUUCACAGUCAGCUCAAACGUUCGCCGGCUACACAUCUGCCUGGUCUCUUACGCCUUGGCGCAACUUUCCGGCGCCAACACCAUCACGUCUUACUUCGUGCCGAUCUUGAAUAUCGCAGGCAUCGCCGAGGGCAACAAGGCCGAAGGCAUUAUGUUGAGCGGCUUCUACGCCGUUGCAAAGCUCGUUUUCGUGACACUGGCUUCGUUUGUCUUCAUCGACCUCUUGGGCCGACGAAGGUCGUUGUUCUUUGGAGCCACAUUGCAAGGUUGCACAGACAUCUACAUGGCCGUUUACCUCAAAGUCAGGCAAGAUACUGGAGUGAGCGCAAGUGCAUCAGAAACAGCCUUGGCUAUGCUUUUUCUCCACGCCUGGGGAUACAUCGUUGGACUUUUUAUAAUGCCAUACGUCUUUGGAGCCGAGCUAUGGCCCACGCGAAUUCGAUCGCUCGGGGGAGCAAUUUCGGGAAUCUUUCACUGGCUAUUCCUCUACGCAAUGCAGGUAGCCCUCCCUUCUUUGCUGGAUCGUACGCACAACUGGGGAGCAUUUGUCUUCUUUGCGUCGUGGUGCUUGGUGGCUAUUCUUUACACCCACUUCAUGAUCCCAGAGGUGUCUGGCCUUACGAUGGAAGAAAUAGAGGCUGUAUUCAAAGGGUCUUGGUUCAAUGCCAACACCGUCAGCAAGAGGCCGAGGACCAUGAGUGGUAUUAGUCCAAAAGAUGAAGACAAUGCCACUGGCAACGAGCGGGCAGAUAGUAAAAGCAAAACGGUGGCGUCUGAGGGAGUCGUGUAA
Molecule: messenger RNA, 1656 nt
Organism: Zasmidium cellare ATCC 36951
Lineage: Eukaryota; Fungi; Ascomycota; Dothideomycetes; Mycosphaerellales; Mycosphaerellaceae
Exons: 3
Coding region: 1-1656 (551 amino acids)
Biological process (GO): transmembrane transport; carbohydrate transport
Cellular component (GO): membrane
Molecular function (GO): carbohydrate:proton symporter activity
Source: RefSeq, a predicted model, not a curated record